AUGCAUAAAAUAUUAUUAUUACUUUUAGCUAUCAUUGCUAUCUUUUCCAUCAACACUCCUUUGACCUCUGCUUUUACUUGUCCAUUUGAAUUCCCAGAAUGUCUAAGUGUUGGUUCAUCAUGUGAAGUAAUGUCUCCAUCUCAAAGAUGUGCCAAUUCUUUUUGUUAUGCUUCCAAUGGAACCAAUAUGAAUGGUACUUGUACACCAUUUGUACCAGAGAAUGGUAACUGCUCAUCUUUGUGGGGUUGCAAUCCAGGUCUUACUUGUAUCAAUGACUUGUGUGUCCAAGCUUAUUAUGGUCAAUAUAAUGAUUCAUGUAGUGAAUCGUAUCAAUGUUCAUAUGGACUAGAAUGUUUAAAUGCUAAAUGUGUAUUACCAGUUGGUCAACAAUGCAACGAUGUGCCAUCAUCACAAGGCUGUCCAUUUGGAACAUUCUGCAAUGUAACAGUUUGUUCUCCACAACUUGCAUUCAAUGAUGACUGUACUUUAACACCAAAUGCAUGUCCACUUGGAUCAUCGUGUACUAUAAAUAAUAAUAAUACAAGUACAAGUACAUGCCAACCAUUUUUCUCACAACAAAGUGCUGGUCAAUACUGUUCAUACGGACCAAAGUCGUUACUCCAAUUGACAACUUGUGAUAUUAGUAAAGGUCUAUACUGCGGUGAAGGUGGUGUCUGUGCUCAACUACCAACUCCAACUCCAGUAACCACCUCUUGCACCAAUGACACUGGAUGUAAUAAUAUGUUUGAAAUUUGCGAUUGUUUAAGUCGUGAUAAUGGAACGUGUAUCUCACCCUAUCCAACGCAUUGGAAUCAAUGCAAGAGUGCCACCGUAUCAUACUAUAAUUGUUUACGUACAAACCAGUGUAAUCCAAACACACUAAACUCUGACAACCUAAACUCUUGUUCUGCCUCUAAAUGUGGUGUAGAGUAUUGUCAACUUGUCAAUUCAUGUACCAACGAGAUUGAUUUAACUUGGUCUUGUCCAAUGGCCAAUCCUAUCAAUACCAUUGUUUGUCCACGUCAAAGUGAAUCCUCUGAAUCAUCCUCCUCCUCCUCUUCUUCCCAAUCCUCGUCAAGUGGUGAAGAAGAAGAAGAAAUGAUUUGUAGUAUUACACGUGGUAAACUCAAAGUUACCUAUAAUGGUGAUUCAUUCAUCAAUUGUACAUCGCAAGGUCAAAGUAUUUGUAGUUCACCAGGAAUAUUCCAAUGUCAAGGUGCCACACAAACUUCUACAACCAUAUGUUUAGCAGCACAUCAAAUCACCUGUACAGCAACACAACAAGUUACAUGUAGAGUUGGUGGUAUGUCAUGUAGCCUAUCACAGGAUGGUUCGCUUUCAGUUCUCCCCAAUUCUCAAAUCAUCGAACCUUUAAGCAACAACCUAUUUUCAAUUGGACAACAACCAUCAUCAUCAUCAUCCUCUUCACAUAAGUUAUUACCAACUAUUACCAUCUUUAUUCUUUCAUUUAUUAUCUCUACUCUAUGUCUCUCUUUUAAAUAA
Messenger RNA from Cavenderia fasciculata, 1503 nucleotides. RefSeq lists its product as uncharacterized. The transcript is spliced from 3 exons. The coding region runs from base 1 to 1503 and encodes 500 amino acids. The record is from RefSeq and is a predicted model, not a curated record. Lineage: Eukaryota; Evosea; Eumycetozoa; Acytosteliales; Cavenderiaceae.